Molecule: messenger RNA, 4466 nt
Organism: Closterium sp. Naga37s-1
Lineage: Eukaryota; Viridiplantae; Streptophyta; Zygnematophyceae; Desmidiales; Closteriaceae
Source: the annotation of a GenBank genome assembly
CUGUGGUCUUGAAGGACUCGGCGUGGGGGAAGACCUUUGAUGGUUGGACCGACACCAAUCCCGACUGCAGCACCACUACCGGCGUCACCUGCGACGGCAACGGGAUGAUAACGAAACUUGAAAUUGCAUACACUCGGAUCUCAGGCAGCAUCCCUUCAAGCAUCAGCGCGCUGACUAAACUGCAAGUCUUACGUCUACCAAGCGCAGAGCUCACAGGUUCCAUCCCGGAUGGGAUUACCCUUCUGACGGACCUGACACACCUAAAUCUUGCUGGCAAUCAAUUGACCGGAUCACUCCCUGAAGCACUUGGCGCUCUGUCAAAUUUGAGAACUAUGUAUUUUUUGAAUAAUAAACUCACUGGGCCUAUCCCUUCUACAAUCGGCUCCCUUCAAUAUCUGAGAUACCUAAAUCUGUAUUCGAAUCAGCUUAGCGGCUCGAUUCCCAGUACUAUUGGCUUGCUUACAGGCCUGACCACAAUAGAGCUUUCGUAUAACAAGCUCACUGGUUCAAUUCCUCCAACAAUCACCAGCCUUACAACUCUUUACAACCUGUUUGUUUCCAACAAUCAGCUCGAUGGCUCCCUUCCCGUCGAAGUCUUUUCACACCCUAUAUUGUUUUAUGUAUCCCUUGAAGGAAACAAACUCACUGGUUCGAUUCCCACUCCAGUUGAACCAUAUGCUCCUUUAAGGGAAAUAUACCUUGGUAACAAUCAGCUCACAGGCUCAAUCCCCGGAAAGCUCAACUUGCUUACAACUUUGGAGUUUAUUAACGUCUCAUCCAACCUGCUCACAGGCAGCAUCCCUGCUGAUUUCAGCGCCCUCGGGAAACUGUGGAAAUUUGAUAUUAGUCACAAUCAAAUAACUGGCUCGAUCCCUGCUGAAUUAAGCACUCUCAGAAACCUGGACGACCUUAUCCUCUCACACAACCAGCUUACGAACAGCAUCCCUGCUGACUUUACUGCGCUCUUACUGCGGAGAGUGUACCUUGCGGGUAAUCAGCUCACAGGCUCCUUUGAUGCAUUUACAGGCUAUGGUGGUUACGUAAGGGAGUUAGAUCUUUCAUCCAACCAGCUCUCAGGCAGCAUCCCUGCUAGCUUCAGUGAUCUGUAUCAUUUGGAGAUCUUAGAUCUUUCUUCCAACCUGUUUGACGGCAGCAUCCCUGCCAGCAUCAGUGAAAUUAAUACUUUGACCACCUUGUCUUUAAGCAACAACCAGUUCAUUGACACAAUCCCCUCCACUAUCAGCGCCCUUACAGAACUGAUUACCCUGAAAUUGGCCAGUAAUCAGCUGUCAGGCUCCAUUCCAUCUGAAAUGAGUUCCUUACAGAAGCUCACUUACCUGGAUCUGAGGCUGAACCAGCUGUCAGGGUCCUUCCCAGAGAGCCUCUCCGCACUGACAGCCCUCCAGGAGCUGUGGCUUGACGGUAACAAGCUCACUCAAACACUUCCAUCUGCAAUUGGCAACCUUGUCGAAAUCAGAAAUUUAUCUCUGUCCAACAACAAUUUUUUUGGACGCAUACCAGACUCAGUCACGCUGCUCACAAACCUCAAGACUUACGACCUCUCUCACAACUAUCUCACAGGCGGCUUUGUGAAGCCAGCUAACGUGCUGGCUGUGCUUUCAUACAACUACCUCUCGGGCACUCUGCCUGCACAGCCGUCAGACUUGCUCGAUUCCAACUGCUUCAAACUGGCUUCGGGAGAAACCACACCGGUGCAACGCACGCAGUCAACAUGCCGGGCGUUUUGCGGCAUCUCAAUGGGUUCUGCCGCUGGCGGUUGCAGCGGCCAUGGGGUGUUGUGCUAUCCCGACGGACCUAACUUGGUGCCCACCUGCGUGUGUGAAACGGGGUUCUACACGUUUCGAAGGACGUAUUGUCUUGCUGCAGAAUCGGUCCUUGCCGCUCCACUCGAAAAGGCAAUGCUUCCACCGUCAACCGUGCUGACAGCGGGACUGAAAGCAGAGGCCAAAGGAGCGUUCACUUCUGAUCCGGUGCCCCUCUUUGUGUAUGAGAAUGGGCGAGAGGACCCAGGCUGUGGGUUUGAGCUGGCCUUCAGUGUCAACUUCACCUUCGCCCUCUCACCCAAAGCGAAGGCUGCUUCAAAUGGCUUCGCUUUUGUCGUCUCGGCAACCAAGACUGUGGGGAGCAGUGUUGGAGUGGGGUUCGGUGGAAUGGACAACCGAAGCAUGGCGAUUGAGUUUGACGUGCUUCAAAACAAGCCGCACAACGACAUGAAAGACCAGCAUGUGGGGCUGAAUAUCAACGGCCAGGACACAUCAAUCGCUGCUGUGAAGUCCCCAUUCCUACUGGCAAACAAAAAGCCAUACACGGCAUGGGUGGACUAUGUGCCUGGGGACCCUGGCACCAUCCAGGUAUUCCUGGCAACAACAGCAGUGAAGCCGGCAAAGCCGCUGCUAGACAGGCGGCUGUCGCUGUGUGCGGUGCUGCAGCCGGGACCACCGCAGGGGGAGGGGAUGGUGCAGCUGCCGCGGGCGUUCUACUUUGGCUUUGUGGCGUCUACCACAGUCAAGCCGUUCACGAUUCAAGCCAUUACGAGCUCUUACCUGCGCACAGAUGCUCCUCCUGUGCGGGGGCCAGUCGACAUCACUCCAGCCUACGGUUUAGACGUAUCACUGAAUACAUACCUGCCUACACGGGCGAGCCCCUUCCCGCGCUAUGUGAGUGCGGACUACCGAGUGUCGGCCGGGCAGAAGGACUCGUGGGUCUUCAGGGACCUCCACUCAUGGGACUCUGUGCCCUUCCUCGGCUGGCCCGUCAAGGACCAGGGCGAUUGCAAUGCGUGCUGGGCAUACGCAGUGGUGUCGAGCAUAGAAGCAGCAUACGGCAUUGCAAUGAAUCAAGAGGCGCCAGUGAUCUCAGUGGAUUCGCUCUUCACAGCCAUGAAUCUCACCACCCAGGCAGCCAAGUGCACUGCUGGAGGCUCUCCAACUGAAGCGUUUGAGAAGCUAAUGGCGCUGCCUAAGGGGGCCAUUACCAUGCAGGGCAAUGCGAAAAUCACGUUCCCUGUCCAGGGAUUUGAGCGCACUGCAUUCAAGGGGUAUGUGGGGCUCAUGCUGGCAGUGCAGCGGCAGCCAGUGGUGGUUCACGUUCAAGCCACUGCUGCCUCGUUCGCCAAAUACGAUGGAACCUUCAAGUACCAGGACCCUGGCUGCUAUAACGGUAACCUCAAUCACGUUGUACUCGUUAUUGGCUACCUCGUGUUGAGGAAUGAUGGGAGUGAGAAUCGCAUUGCGCCUCCGUUUUGGAUCAUUCGCAACUCGUGGGGCGAAGCAUGGGGCGACAGGGGCCACAUGCGCAUGGACAUGCAGGGAGGGGAUGGCGUGUGUGGCAUCAACGUGCUGCCUGGCAUCUACCCCAUUGUCAAGAUUCCAGGGGACCCAUGUGGCUUGAAGAGUUACAAGGGCGAUGGAGAUCUGCAGCCCAGCAUGAACCCGUGCGGUCGCUUCACCUGCACGCCCCUCCCCAAGACCAACAACAACACCUGCACCUGCACACUUCCUGCCCCUCAGACCAAGCAGCCCUUCAUUGAGGCUGCAAACGGCUAUGGAAGCACCUGUGUCUAUGUGGACGUGUGUGGGUCAUACUUCAAGAAUCCUUGCGCCGUGGGCACAUGCAUCAACGAUGGAAAGGGCUCCUACUCCUGCAUCUGCCCUCUCAACUACGUCCCCAGCACAACCAUCGACAACUUCCCCACCUGCGACCCAGCUAACACCACCGCCGUCAACUUGAUUGUGAGAGGUGACAACUGGUGGUGCUCCGACAUCUCUCCUCUCGUGGGCCUCACCCUAUCGCAGUUCACAUCGCAGAACCCAUCACUUGUCUGCACCAAGGCCUUGACAAAAGGGAGAACGCUUCGGAUCGUCGAUACUCCUGCCAUCCCCUGCACUGCCUACUUCUACACUCUCAGCGGCGACACGUGUCUUUCCAUUGCCACCUCUCUUCGCACCACCGUGACUGAUCUCCUGAAUCUCAACCCCGGCCUUGACUGCGUGCAAACCAUGAAGGCCGGCCGUUCUAUCUGUGUGGAGCGCAACGAAACCUAUGCCUACAGCGUCCCUGAGUGUGUGAAAUACACCAUUCUCACAGCAGACGACACGUGCGAGAAAAUGCUGCAGGGGCAAGGAUUGCAGAACGAUCCGUCUAUCUGGGCUGAGCUCUACCGCAACAAUCCCGGUCUUCUCUGCUCCAACGUCGUCCCCUCCUCUGCCUCGGCUGUUGGCAGCAAUGCUGGCGUGGAGGUGUGCCUCAAGGCGGAAUAUUGGCCAUUUGAACUCGGUAAAUGCAAUAAGGGCCGGCCCAAGAAUGUGUCGCCAUCGCUUUCCUGUUCCGCUGCUUACAGCUACUAUGGCGGCACUAUGACCCAAGCAGCUUCAGAUUUUAAUACCUACAAUGGCAAUGCCUGUGCCAAGAAUGUUGGGUCAAAGUUCAUAUGCGUGCCACGCUAG